This is a messenger RNA of Rangifer tarandus platyrhynchus (Svalbard reindeer), 630 nucleotides long. NCBI's taxonomy places the organism in Eukaryota, Metazoa, Chordata, Mammalia, Artiodactyla, Cervidae. The record is from the annotation of a GenBank genome assembly.
AUGCACCCUGGGGCUCCCGCAGGCCCUGGAAUCUCGGAGUCAGGCCCCCGGGAGCUGUGCGCCUUUGUGAGCGGGGCGGCUGCCCACGUGCUGCGUGCCCUACACCCACGGCGGGCCAGGCCCCCCAAAAGGAGACCCAACCACAGGCGGUUCCUACACAACCAGAUCUGCAGGCAGUUUGCCAAGAUCGAAGCUGCCACCCAGCGCCUGGCCAUGUCCAUCCUGUCCCAGGAGGCGCCUCCCCAGAGACCGCCGCCCCAGAGGCCGCCCCCACCACCUGCGUCCCCCUUCCUGGGCGUGGCCUGUGCCGUGGCGCCCACCGAGGCACCCCAUGCUGGCCCCAGCCUGAGUCUCGCUGCCCUGGAUGCCUCCACCCUCGACCUCUUUGAGGAUAUUGCACUCCCCCCGCCGUGUCCUUCAGCACCAUCUGACCUGUCCCUUUGUGCGCUGGGCCAGCCGGCCCUGAGGCAGGACACACGGCUCUAUGACCCCCUGCUCCCUCCCCCGCGUUCCCUGGGGGGAGGGGAGCAGCUCUUGGCUUCCGAGGGUCGCUGGGGGGGCAGGUGGGAGGUGUCUUGUGCCUGCCCUUCUCAGGGGACCCCCGAAGGCUGGGGGACCUGCUUCCCGUGA